This is a messenger RNA of Pseudozyma flocculosa PF-1, 2613 nucleotides long. RefSeq lists its product as uncharacterized. Gene Ontology annotation, biological process: carbohydrate metabolic process. The coding region runs from base 1 to 2613 and encodes 870 amino acids. NCBI's taxonomy places the organism in Eukaryota, Fungi, Basidiomycota, Ustilaginomycetes, Ustilaginales, Ustilaginaceae. The transcript is spliced from 2 exons. The record is from RefSeq and is a predicted model, not a curated record.
AUGCAGGCUUCCUCCUCGACGCCCGCCUCGGGUUCGGGCUCGGCCAGCCACGCCGACGUCGACCAGCACAAGCCCCUCAACCACCUCGCCUCGGCCAGAUCCCCCUACCUCCUCCAGCACAAGCACGACCCCGUCGACUGGUACGAGUUCACCGACCACGCCUUUCAAAAGGCCCGCGACGAGGGCAAGCUCGUCUUCCUCUCCAUCGGCUACUCGAGCUGCCACUGGUGCCACCAGAUGCGCUACGACUCCUUCUCCAAGCAGGACGUCGCAGACGCCCUCAACCGCGACUACGUCAGCAUCAAGGUCGACCGCGAGGAGCGCCCAGACGUCGACGCCACCUACAUGCAGUUCAUCAUGGCCCUCCACGGCAGCGGCGGUUGGCCCCUCUCGGCCUUCCUCACCCCCGACGCCCAACCCAUCUUUGGCGGCACAUUUUUCCCCAGGCACCAGUUCCUCGCCAUCCUCGACAAGCUCUCGACCAUGUGGAAAGACGACCGCCAGAGCUGCCUCGCGUCCGCCAGGGACAUCAGCGAGCAGCUCAGCUCGCGCCUCGGCCCACGCUCCGGCACCAAGCUCGACAGCCUGCCCAGCGACACCAUCGGCAUCAAGGCAGCCGGCCACUGGAUGAAGCGCUUCGACGCAAAGCACGGCGGCUUCGGCGAUGCGCCCAAGUUCCCGACGGUCUCCAACACCCACCACCUCCUGCACCGCUUCGUCGCCCUGGCCAACGAGGGCGGCAUGUCGGGCUGCUGGCAGACGCCCGAGACGAGGAAGCUGGCCGACGAUGCCCUGCACGCGUCGCUCUUUACGCUGCUCCAGAUCUCGCGCGGCGGCAUCACCGACCAGCUCGGCGGCGGCGUCGCGCGGUACAGCGUCGACGACGAGUGGCGCGUGCCCCACUUUGAAAAGAUGCUCUACGAUCAGGGCCAGCUGCUGUCCGUCUUCUGCGAGGCGAUCCAGCUGGCCAACCGCAGCGGUGACGCAAAGCUCGCCGAGAUGGUGCCGGAGCUCGAGGAGGCGGCGCGCGGCAUCGUCACCUACCUCGAACGCGAUCUCACCAACGACGCAGGCGGGCUCUACUCUGCCGAAGACGCCGACAGCCUGCCGAGCGCCGACUCGAUCGAGAAAAAGGAGGGCGCCUUCUACGUCUGGCGCCAGGACGAGGUCGAGUCGCUGCUGGGCAAGGGCUCGGAUGAGGCCAACGUCGUCGUCGCCCACUACGGCAUCCGACCCGACGGCAACAUCCCCGGAGAGAGCGACCCGCACGGCGAGCUGACGCACCAGAACAUGCUGCACGCCGUCGGCCCCGUUCGCGACACGGCCCGCAAGCUCGGCCUCGACGUGGGCGCCGCCGAGGCUGCGCUGGAAUCUGCCAAGCGCAAGAUGCUCGAGGCGCGCGACCGCCAGCGCCCGCGCCCGCACCUCGACGACAAGAUCAUCGCCGCCUGGAACGGCCUCGCCAUCUCGGGGCUCUGCAAGGCGGCCGAGGUGCUGCCGUCGUCGGAGCGGGGCGGCGACGGCGGUGCGCGGGCGCGCAAGAUGGCGCUGGCUGCGGCCGAGUUCCUGGUCAAGAACCUGUACAGCGAGUCGCAGAACCGGCUGCGGCGCAGCUGGCGCGACGGCGAGGCGGGUCCGUGGGGCUUUUCGAGCGACUAUGCGUUUGUCACGCAGGCGAUGCCCGACCUGUUUGAGCUCGAGGGCGACGCGCGCUUCCUCGAGCUGGCCGUCAAGCUGCAGAAGCGCCUCGACGACGGGUUCUGGGACGACGAGAUCGGCGGCUAUUUCAUCUCGGAGGACGCGGCGGGCGUCUCGGAUCGAGCCGGCCACGGUCACGGCGGCGGCGGCGGCGGCGGUGUCGAGUCCGGCGCGGCGGGCGAGGCGGGCGACGGAUCGAGGCUGCUGACGAGGCAGAAGGACGAGCAGGACGGCGCCGAGCCGAGCGCGACGAGCGUGGCGGCGCACAACUUGAUGCGGCUGUGCUGGCUGCUCGACAGCGAGCCGGAGUCGAUCACCGCCAGGGACGGGAUGGGGUGGGCGCAACGCCGGGACGCGACGAUCCGAGCCGGCGGGGCGGUGCUGGAACGGGCGUCGUUUGCGCUGGGCACGCUCACCACUGCGCUGCUGGGACAGAGGAGCGGGGGCAGACAGAUCCUCAUUUCCGGUCCCGGUCUGUCGUCUUCCUCCCGCGCCUCGCCUGGGGGCGGAGAGGCGGUGGGCGGAGCGACAGAGGGAGACGAUGCGACGGUGGGGUCGAGCAAGAACGUUGUCGAGCAAGAGGAAAAGCAAACGGCACAGCGGAUGCGCGAUGCGGUGCGCCGGCGUUUCCUCCCCUUCCGCUCCGUCGUUCUCGUCGAUCUCGACCUGGUCCAGGACCCGGAGACGAGGCGCGGGUUGGAGUUCCUCUCGCAACACAAUGCCGCCGUAAGGACGGUCCUCGAACGCGGUGCCGCUACCGGUGCGGACGAAGGGGAUCAGGCGGCGUCGAGCGGACUGACUCAGGCCCAUCUCUGUCGAGGUUUUACCUGUGGAUUGCCCAUUCGUGAUGUGGCGAGGUGGGAGGAUGAGUUGGAUCGUGCGGCUGCCGGAGGAGGAGGAGCACUGCCGGUGUAG